Messenger RNA from Amoebophrya sp. A120, 4304 nucleotides. The record is from the annotation of a GenBank genome assembly. Lineage: Eukaryota; Dinophyceae; Syndiniales; Amoebophryaceae.
CUGAAGUCGUUGUUUUUUUUAAUGGUGUGUGCGCAUUUUCUUAUCUUCCUGCACAGCUCUUUUUUUUUGUUCCAGGGGACGGGAUUGUACUAGAAGCUAGAGUUUUCGUUUAGUCGCGGGCGUUUGGAGCCUGUCGUGCUCGGCCCUUGAUAAGUUACAGGUUUUUUUUAUUUGAAAGUUGCUUUCGCAGCACAAUAAGAUCAUGAGGGGCAUGUCCGUUACGACGGAGGGGUUUUUCAACACCACCAAGCCCAAGCCGUCCUACAGCAAGUCGCCGACGAGACAACCACAGCCACAGCGCGACACCGGGGUGAGUCUGCCCCGAUUACCGCCACCAGAAAGCCACGCGAAGGCAAAAGGUACUAGGAGCGAGUUCUUAAUCGCCUGUAGUCUAACUGCCAGUGCGCUGCUCGUCGGCUUGUCGUUGCCGUUCAAGAAUAUAGUAUUCCCUUUUCAAAUCUUCCACGACACAGGUAGCCGCAGCGGCUGGAGAUCGGGUGCGUUUGAAAAACUUCCAAAUGCCGGUGGCGGUUGGCACCCCUUGCCCUAUCCAAAACGGGAGCUCGAGCCGCCACACGAGAAUGGCAACAUGUCCGAGGAAGACCCUAUUGCGGGCGGAAACAGCACGCACCUUUCCAUGCCGCCAGAAAAGCCCAUCCCAGAACCAGCUCGAGAGAAGAAGCGGUACGCGGAGCGAGAGGCCGCGAGCAAAAAUUUUGCCACCACUUUUUCCGGCGGCUUCAACUUGCCGACCCCGACAAACGGAAAUAGCAAGUCAACAAGGACGAGCUUCAGCGGGGAAUCGGGGUUCGAAUCCGUGCAACAGCAGGACGGGGCUGCGAAAAGUUCGUCCUCCACGUCCGUGCCGAGUGAGAUCGAGGAGGAGUUGCGACAAGACAACGAACGGCUUAGAAGGGAGUUGGAGACAUUGCAGGUAGGGUUGCUGCAGAGCUUAAAGCGACAAGACCGGUUUAUCAGCGGCGGGCAAUUCAAGGGACCACCAGCAAAGCAUCAGAAUGGUAAAAAGCGGUUUUUUUUUUGCGCAAACUUUCCUUCGCUGCUCUGUUAGUUUAGGAGGUCCCAGUUGGUCGGCCAUGAAAGAAAAUGAGAAAGAAAAAAAGCAACAAAAAUUCAGAUAAGAACAAGAUGGCCAGCACGCACCAAGGCUCUUUCCUCGGGGACAAAUCGGAAGAGAAAGCGCGGAGCGGAAACAAAGCCUCGGCGUUCCACAUCGCAGAGCUCAAACGGUAAAUGUUCUAUCUGUUUCCGCGGUGGCUUUCGCUUGUCAAUCUAUGUGCUUGCACAACAUAAGGUAAAACGAACGAGCUCUUGCACCUAUUACCAACUCAGGUACAAAGCCCGCGUGCAGGAACUGACCCGCGAGCUCCAGGACGUCAGGAAAGAGCAGCUGGAAUUGAGCGACAUGAAAUCUCUCUACCGCACUCUAGAGGAGGAGAACAGGAUUCUGAAGGAGCAGAUCCGGCUCUUGAAGGACGAGCAGAUAGAGAUCGCGCAACAGCACGAAGCUGAGAUUGCGAGAUUAAAAGAGCAGGUGCGGGAGGAUUUUCAAGAUCUGUCACCAGUCUACGCGGAAAUGGCACAAGUGAUCGCUGCGAGGGACGGGUUAGCGAGUGAAAUCGAAACAUACCGGCGCGAGCUGUACUUGCUGCGGGAGAAUGUGAAGGUGGAAGCGGAGCAGCAUGCGAGCAAGUUGCGACAGCUAGAGGAGAAUCUGGCACAAGCAGUCAAGGAAAAGACGGAGCUGGAGCACAGCCUGGAAAGAUGGAAAAGUAGUUUGAUUUUUUUUGGCGAUAACUUUUUGUUUCUAGCUCUGCUUUUGCAUGUGUCAUCCUCAAGCUUUCACCGCUAAAUCAAUGCGCUUAGUAGAGUCAUCAUGCACAACUGCUCCGUAUUCGUUACACAGGAAAACUCAAUGACGCCACACGUAAGUUUCGGGAGCUGGAGCAAGAAAGCGAGCGCAACGCCGAGGAACGGGAUCGCUUGCACGGGAAAGCCUUGGGCCAAAUGCAGCAAGACCACGAGGUGGCGGUCCGGGCCCUGCAAAGCGAAAUUUCCACCCUGAAAAAUCAGAUUGCCAGUCUGAAAGACCACCUUUCGAAGGCGCAGGCUGCGGAAGACGAGAAAGCUUCUCUGGUAAAGGGAGCAAAGGAGGAGUGGGAAGCGGAGAGGAUAGGUAUCUUUUCGACUUUGAUGAGAGCCAUAGAUGAUGAAGUUCAACAAGGUCAAGGCUGCAAUGUUUUCGUUAGCAGUGGUUUCGAGAAGUACUAGAAGAAAAACCCCAACUGAACUUUUCAGCAAUGGAGCACCGACACAAACUUGAGUUGCAGCACACGGAGGGGUUUUAUGUUGACAAGCUGGAUGGGAAAACGAAGGAAUAUGAAGCCUCUCUGGAGCAGCGGGACGUAGACACUGCGAAGAUGCGCAAGGGCUUGGAGCAGAGGUGUCAGACCUUGGAAACCGAGCACAAAGAGCAGAGCAAGAAGCUCUACGGUACAGAUUUUUUUGUGUGGAACUUUGUACGAUGUGGUCUUGGUGGUCGUGUGCAUGAAAAUGUUCGGGACGAGCCCGUUCUUUUUGUGUUUUGCUUCUUUCGGUGAAAAUAAAACGUCGCUGCACAACGAACACGCAGAAAUGGCGUUGAUGCACUUCCUUGCGUCCGCCCAGCAGAAGAACAAGGGCCCGGAGCAGAAGGUCGUUUUUUCCCUCUGGAAGGCCGUUGCGAGGGAUCAAGCGGGGACAAGGAGGGAAUCGGAGCUGGCCAAGGAUCGGGAUGAGCAGAUCAACGCGUUGAGAAAGCAAGCUGAGCGGGAACAAAACCAACUCAGGGUCGCCGUGGAGGAGGACAAGAAGAACCGCGAAACGCUGGAUAGACUCAAGGAGGAAGAGGUAGGAAUAACUUUACAAAUACCUUUGCAAUACAUACUUGUGCUUCUCCUUUCUUAUGUUGAAAAAAUGCCAGGUAGUGGUAGUGCACUAACCUAAGCACAGAAACCGAAAAAAUCACAACAGCGCAAGAAGAACCUUGUCGAGAAACUUUCCGAAACCGCGAGAGUCGAACGCGCGAAGUGCCAAAAGGAGCACGAGAAGCAUGAGCAGGAGUCCAAGCGGGUCACUACUGCGUUGAAAGAACGGAACAGCGAAUUAGAGGCCAUCAUUCGGGAAUUAGAGGGCAAGAUGGAGGAGCUGGAGAAAAACGUGCUGCAAAGAAAAUUGCAACAGUCCAUGAAACUGCAAGUCCUCGCUCCUCGUGUGUCCGUCACUAUUAACGGCGACACGGUGAAUAUGAUGGAUGUCGAGGUGGCUCCGAGCAGUGAAGAUUUGAAGCAGAUCAUGCACAAGGAGGUUCUUCCCCGGUUCUCGAAGAUCUUGCUGUCGGAAGAUUUCGAUGAAAGCCGGACGCAGGCCCGCGUGCAGGAGGUCAUGAACAACAUGGUACAAGUGAUCGAGAACAAACUGCAAGGAAUUUUCGGCGCGAACUGUCUGCGGACCACGGCGGCAAUUUGAGCGGUGGCAGCGAUGGGGGGUUGAUGUUGUGGAGAACAAGUUGAGUCUUUAACAGCAGAAGUUCGAAACAGUUUUUUGUCACAUUUUGCAUACCGAGAAAAUAACAGCAGUAGUCUUUAAAACUACUUUUCAGCAUCUAGAAACAACAGUAUCUUUGAUUGAUUUUUCAGACAUUUGCAUCAGUAUCGCAUAUUGAUAACGGUUCACUUUAACUUUUUCUUUCGAAUAGCAAGUACACACAGUCACAAUCUCAAAAUCGGUUUUUCUUCUUAACAGCAAAUUACAACAGGUUUUUAUCACAUCUUUAUCACGCACGUAUCAAGCAUUUGAAUUAGUGGUUUCCGCCUGGAGUUCAAAUUCGCAUUUGAUUUUCCAGUGUAGCAGAAAGAGAAACGCAAUAAUGCCGAUGCUGCAGCUUUGCAGCUUUCUCCUGGGCAACUGUAAACACUUUUCAACUUGUUAGCAUUUGGAUGGACUUUUGACACUUACAACUCGGUUUCACUUGAGAGUUUGCAUGUAAAAAUAAACUUUGAAGUUUGAAAGUAGCAAAAGCUGUACAUGUAGCUGUAGGAUGACGUUUCACAACUGUACUCUACUUACAUUUGGAAAGCCUUCGAGGAAAACUUGUACAAAAUUUAGCUGGAGCGAUUUGCGCUCGGUUUGGCGAGACACACUAGACAGAUGAGCUGCUGAACAUCGGAACUCGUACAACCGUGCCAAAAGAAAUAACUUCAAUCGUACAACGAACAAGCAGAUUGCAGAACAUUCUGUGAUGUCGG